UCUCUCUUCGGGCGAACCCGGAAGUGCAGGUUCCGCAGCGGCGGCGACGUCUGAGGCGGCCAGUACCUGCCGGGAACCCGGUGCCCAGUGAGGGCGCUGGCGGAGCCGAGCUGGCGAGAGCCUCAGGGGCUUGGGGGUGGAGGGGACGGGACUGGGGCCGGGCAGCCCGGCCUGGACGGCGCGGGGGGCGCGAUGGCCGCGGCGGACCUGCAGGGGAAGUACCAGAAGCUGGCUCAGGAGUACUCGAAGCUUCGAGCUCAGAACCAGGUCCUAAAAAAAGGUGUUGUGGAUGAACAAGCAAAUUCUGCUGCUUUAAAGGAGCAACUAAAAAUGAAGGAUCAGUCAUUGAGAAAACUGCAACAAGAAAUGGAUAGUUUGACAUUUCGCAAUCUGCAGCUUGCCAAGAGGGUUGAACUACUUCAAGAUGAACUUGAUUUAAGUGAACUCCGAGGCAAGAAAAAUAAGAAAAGUGGAGAAUCUUCUUCUCAGUUGAGUCAAGAACAGAAAAGUGUCUUUGAUGAAGACCUUCAAAAGAAGAUAGAAGAGAAUGAACGGUUGCAUAUACAAUUUUUUGAAGCUGAUGAACAACAUAAACACAUGGAGGCACAACUAAGAAGUAGACUGGAGACACUGGAGACAGAAGCAGCACAGCACCAAGCAGUCAUAGAUGGUUUAACACGGAAAUACAUGGAAACCAUAGAAAAACUGCAAAAUGACAAGGCCAAAUUAGAAGUAAAGUCACAAACACUAGAAAAGGAGGCCAAGGAUUGUCGACUUCGAACAGAAGAAUGUCAACUUCAGUUAAGUAACCUUCAUGAAGAUUUGUCAAGUAGAUUAGAAGAAUCCUUGUCUAUCAUCAGUGAAAAAGUACCUUUUAAUGACACAAAAUUUAGUCAGUAUAAUGCUCUGAAUGUUCCUCUACACAAUAGAAGACAUCAGCUGAAGAUGCGAGAUAUUGCUGGACAAGCCUUGGCUUUUAUUCAGGAUCUUGUGACAGCUCUUCUGAACUUUCAUACCUACACAGAACAAAGAGUCCAGAUUUUCCCCAUUGAUUCUGCCAUUGAUACUAUAUCGCCAUUAAAUCAGAAGUUUUCACAGUACCUUCAUGAAAAUGCAUCCUAUGUUCGCCCUCUUGAGGAAGGAAUGCUUCGUUUGUUUGAGAGCAUUACUGAGGAUACUGUGACAGUCCUGGAGACAACUGUACAAUUGAAAACUUUUUCAGAGCAUUUAACCUGCUAUGUAUCUUUUCUUAGGAAGAUUCUUCCUUAUCAGUUAAAAAGUUUGGAGGAAGAAUGUGAAUCUUCUGUUUGCACAUCUGCAUUAAGAGCCAGAAAUCUAGAAUUAUACAGUGAUGUGAAAAAGAUGACUGCUGUGUUUGAGAAGCUCCAGACUUAUAUUGCUCUUCUUGCAUUGCCAAGUACAAAGCCAGAUGGACUACUUCGAGCAAAUUACAAUUCAGUAUUAACACAUAUUGCUACCAUUCUUCAAGAAUUUCAUGAUGUCAUGAAAGAUAUUUCCAAACACUAUAGUCAGAAAGCUGCUAUAGAGCAUGAACUUCCAACAGCUACUCAGAAGCUUAUAACAACUAAUGACUGUAUCCUGUCUUCCAUAGUGGCAUUAACAAAUGGAGCAGGCAAGAUUGCAUCUUUCUUCAACAACAACGUUGACUACUUCAUUGCUUCACUGAGCUAUGGGCCUAAGGCAGCAGGUGGAUUUAUCAGUCCUCUCUCGGCAGAGUGUAUGCUACAGUACAAGCAAAAAGCUGUUGCCUAUAUGAGGUCUUUGAAGAAGCCCUGUUUGGAGUCGGUGCCUUAUGAGGAAGCCCUAGCCAACCGCCGCAUCCUUUUGAGUUCCACAGAAAGCAGGGAAGGUCUUGCACAACAGGUCCAGCAGAGUUUAGAAAAAAUUGCUAAACUGGAGCAGGAAAAGGAACAUUGGAUGCUAGAAGCCCAGCUAGCUAAAAUCAAGUUAGAGAAAGAAAACCAGAGGAUGGCAGAUAAAGUGAAGAGUGCAAGUGGGGCCCAACUAGCACUGAGUACCCAAGAAAAUCCUGUUCUGUUGAAUGCCUCUGCUGUACAAGAUCAGGAAGAAUCAGCUGACAAGGCUUGGCAAGAACCUGUUCAGAGCACCAGUCUGGUUGGAAUGUUGGUGGUGACAUCAGACAGUGAGGUUCCAGAUGUUGAAUCCCGUGAAGAUUUAAUAAAAAAUCAUUAUAUGGCAAGGAUAGUGGAGCUUACUUCCCAACUUCAAUUGGCUGAUAGCAAAUCAGUGCAUUUUCAUGCUGAGUGCCGAGCACUCUCCAAAAGAUUGUCCUUAGCUGAAAAAUCUAAAGAAUCAUUGAAUGAAGAAAUGAAAUUAGCCAGUCAGAACAUUAGCAGAUUGCAGGAUGAAUUGACAACUACUAAGAGGAGCUAUGAGGACCAGCUCAGUAUGAUGAGUGACCAUCUUUGCAGUAUGAAUGAAACCUUAUCUAAACAGAGGGAAGAAAUUGAUACACUAAAGAUGUCUAGUAAGGGCAAUUCUAAAAAGAACAAAAGUCGAUAGUUUACAAAUAGUUGGGCCAGUCAGGUGACUGUCCUUUCUGCUGCUGCUGCUGCCCAGAACUGCAGGUGCUGAAAAUCCUUGUCCAUUUCUGGAGUCAGCCUUUUCAAAGAACUGAAGUAUUAUUGGACCUAGUAAUAAGUCAGUGCUGUAUAUGGCUUUGAAAUAACUAGAAUGUAUUUGUAACCGGUAAGGAAAAUAUAGAAUUUGAUGUCAACAAUAAAAUGCAAAACAAAACACAAUACCAUGGAUCUUGUAGAAAUUUCCUUGAGCUGUUUUUACUCUGCACUUUUUAAGAUUAGGCUUUAAUUUCAAUAUGUAAGAACAAAAAAGAUUUUGUAUAUUUUCAAACUCAAUUAUAUGGUAACAGAUUUGGUAUCAGUGCAAUAGAUGUAUGUUUCUGGAUAAAAAGUUUAAAUUAGCAACUUUUCACUGUUUCUUGCUAUAAUUGAAAUUAGUCUCCAGAUUCUUUAUGGAGCCCUCACCAUUAUUUUUUUGAGCAUUCAAACUUAAUUCUCAUGGGUCUAUUAUUGUCUCUAUUUCCCAAAUCACUCUGUAUUAGGAUGAUUAGCUUAUGGAAGUUGACGUCAAUAAAUUCAUACUUAAAGCAAA
This is a messenger RNA of Monodelphis domestica (gray short-tailed opossum), 3153 nucleotides long. RefSeq names its product protein phosphatase 1 regulatory subunit 21 (gene PPP1R21). Gene Ontology annotation, cellular component: membrane; early endosome. The record is from RefSeq and is a predicted model, not a curated record. NCBI's taxonomy places the organism in Eukaryota, Metazoa, Chordata, Mammalia, Didelphimorphia, Didelphidae.